Molecule: messenger RNA, 1791 nt
Organism: Oncorhynchus kisutch (coho salmon)
Lineage: Eukaryota; Metazoa; Chordata; Actinopteri; Salmoniformes; Salmonidae
Product: histone-lysine N-methyltransferase 2D-like
Exons: 2
Coding region: 238-1545 (435 amino acids)
Source: RefSeq, a predicted model, not a curated record
GAAGCAUAGGCUACUGUAGCCUACUGAUGAUAUUGCAAGCGUUAUUCAGAAAUUAGGGAGAGAUUUAAAAGAAUGGAUUCACUUUUUCAAUCCUAGUUAAGGAUACUAUAGUUACCACGUUUCACAUUGGAUUUAUUAACUACAAAAAGAAGAAAGCCGUUACAGAACAACCCACCAACCAAGGACCAAGCGGCGUGGUAACAGGCAGCGGCAGCAGGAGCAGCGCAAGAAGGAGGAAUGGACAUGGGAGGACGAGUUGGACGGAAAAGGACCCUGGGCAGAGCCAGGGGAAUAUCGCCGGGGCGGCGAGCUGGAAAGCAGAGCUGGAGGCAGCGAAAGCAGAGAGGCGGCAUUACGAGGAGCUGGCGCGGCAGCGCGGCUGGAAGCCCGAGAGGCAGCCCCAAAAAUUUAGUGGGGGGAGGCACAGGGAGAGUGUGGCAGAGUCAGGAGUCAGACCUGAGCCAGCUGUCUCUCAGUCCUUUGGCUACAGGUGCUCCCGCCUGUCCAGCGCUGCUAGCGCCUUCCGUCUGUCCAGAGCUGCUAGAGUCUCCCGUCUGUCCAGAGCUGCUAGAGUCUCCCGUCUGUCCAGAGCUGCUAGAGUCUCCCGUCUGUCCAGAGCUGCUAGAGUCUCCCGUCUGUCCAGAGCUGCUAGAGUCUCCCGUCUGUCCAGAGCUGCUAGAGUCUCCCGUCUGUCCAGAGCUGCUAGAGUCUCCCGUCUGUCCAGAGCUGCUAGAGUCUCCCGUCUGUCCAGAGCUGCUAGAGUCUCCCGUCUGUCCAGAGCUGCUAGAGUCUCCCGUCUGUCCAGAGCUGCUAGAGUCUCCCGUCUGUCCAGAGCUGCUAGAGUCUCCCGUCUGUCCAGAGCUGCUAGAGUCUCUCGCCUGUCCAGAGCUGCUAGAGUCUCCCGCCUGUCCAGAGCUGCUAGAGUCAGUCUGUCUUGAGCCACCAGUCAGCAUGGAGCCGCCAGAGCCGCCAGUCAGCAUGGAGCCGCCAGAGCCGCCAGUCAGCAUGGAGCCGCAAGAGCAGUCAGCCAGCCAGGAGCCGCCAGAGCCGUCAACCAGCCAGGAGCCGCCAGAGCCGUCAACCAGCCAGGAGCCGCCAGAGCCGUCAACCAGCCAGGAGCCGCCAGAGCCGUCAACCAGCCAGGAGCCGCCAGAUCCGUCAACCAGCCUGAGCUACCCAUCAGUCCUGAGCUACCCCUCAGUCCGGAGCUGCCCCUCAGUCUGGAGGAAUUUGUUAAGUCCAGAGGUGUCCCUCAGUCCUGUGGGCCUAUUUAUUAGGGUUCCCAUGUCAGGGUCGGCGGCAGGGGUCGCCGUUCCUAGGAGGACACUAAAAGCAGACAAAGACUAUGGUGGAGUGGGGUCAACGUCCUGCGCCAGAGCCGCCACCGCGGACAGAUGCCCACCCAGACCCUCCCCUAUAGGUUCAGUUUUUGCGGCCGGAGUCCGCACCUUGGGGGAGGGGGGGGGGGGGGGGGGGUACUGUCACAUUCUGACCAUAGUUAUUUUGUGUUUUCUUUGUUUUAGUGUUGGUCAGGACGUGAGCUGAGUGGGCAUUCUAUGUUGUGUGUCUAGUUUUCCCGUUUCUAUGUUUGGCCUAAUAUGGUUCUCAAUCAGAGGCCGUUGUUAGUCAUAGUCUCUGAUUGGAAACCAUUUUUAGGUAGCCUGUUUUGUGUUGGGUUUUUGUGGGUGGUUGUCUUCGUGUGUCUGCACCAGACAGAACUGUUUAGUUUUUUUCACAUUUGUUGUUUUGUAUUUUGUAGUGUUUACCGUCUUUAUUAAACAUGAUGAACAC